Molecule: messenger RNA, 265 nt
Organism: Puccinia graminis f. sp. tritici CRL 75-36-700-3
Lineage: Eukaryota; Fungi; Basidiomycota; Pucciniomycetes; Pucciniales; Pucciniaceae
Exons: 1
Coding region: 38-265 (75 amino acids)
Source: RefSeq, a predicted model, not a curated record
UAGUACAUUUGGGGGUCACGUAGCCGUUGUGGGCGACAUGGCGACACCCGGACCCGCCAGUUCCUUGAAGUUGAACCGAGAUUCACUUCGGCCUGAGGCGUCCGGCUCCAUGAGGAAGGGCGCCUGUCGCGAAGCGACCCUAAUCCCGAAGAAGCCAGACCCUUAUAUUUAUGUAGAGCUUUCAGAUUUCAGUGGGGUUGUCGUGGCGAAUCGAAUUCUAGAUAGGCUGUGGAUGCCGCUAUCACUACGUACCCGGGUAUCAUAA